ACCUCUAGGAAAAGAAUGAAGAGGAAAAAAAGCAUUUUAAUCGGCCAUGCCACUGGCAUGGAAGCAAUUCUGCCGCUCUUUCAGCCUGCAUGAAGGUUGAUGGAGAUGGAGCUAAUUUCUAAAUGGGAAGGAGAAUUUCAGGUCCGAUUAUUUCUGACCGGAGCAUGCCUGGAUGCUCCCCGCACUAAUUAUCUGGGUCCCGUCAGGAAUGCAGCAGGCUGGCAGCGCGUUUCCCUAGUUAAGACCAGGGAAGGACUCCGCGAUGCUCAGUGGAUAAAAGGCUUGUAAUCCCAGCUGGGGAAAGAGUUCCAUUAUCUCCCAGCUGCAUAGACAUUCCAGACGGCUUGGUUCUGCCUGGAUGAACAGCAAGGCUUGCUGAGAGCUGGGAACAGAGUUCUGCAGAGAAUUGUAAAGAUCCUGAGACAUUUCCCCUGUUCAGAUCUGGAAGAAAUUUGAAGUCAUAUAUUAUCAUUGCUGAUUUGAUGGGAGAAAUAUUUGACUUUGAAAAGUGGAGAUGAGGUUGCUAAGGAAACUGAUAAUUCUGCUGCCACUCAUAAGUUGUUAUGCAGACAGUGGAAUUCUUCGAGGUCCUAAUUUUACCCAAGAGCCACAAGACUUGAUAUAUUCUUUGGGUGUUGAGGAUUCUGAAAUCAUCUUGAAUUGUGCAGCCAAUGGUUAUCCAGUUCCAGAUUACAGGUGGAAGCAAAAUGGCACAGAUAUUGAUUUUACCAUGAGUUAUCACCACCGGUUGGUCGGAGGCAGCUUGAUCAUCAGUAAUCCCCACAUAGCUGAGGCCAUUGGCAUAUACCAGUGCUUAGCCACCAAUCCAUUGGGAACCAUUGUCAGCCGCAAGGCAAAGCUCCAGUUUGCAUAUAUUGAAAACUUUGAAACCAAAACAAGAAGUACCGUGUCAGUCCUAGCAGGUCAAGGUGUGGUUCUCUUCUGUGGCCCACCACCAUACUCUGGAGAUGUAUUUUAUGCUUGGACCUACAAUGACAAUCCCUUUCCUGUUCAGGAAGCUAGCCGGAGGUUUAUCUCUCAAGCUACAGGAAAUCUAUAUAUUGCAAAAGUGGAGCCAUCAGAUGUAGGAAAUUACACUUGCAUUGUAACAAACAUGGAAGCCCAAAAACGUGUCCAAGGGCCACCUACUCCUUUAGUCCUGCGCAGUGAUGGUGUGAUGGGGGAAUAUGAACCAAAGAUUGAAGUACGUUUUCCUGAAAUCAUGCACGCAGCGAAAGGUUCAACAAUAAAACUGGAAUGUUUUGCUCUUGGAAAUCCAGUACCUGAUAUUAGUUGGAGGAAGUUGGAUGGAAGUCCUUUGGCAAGGAAAAUCCAAUAUAGCAAGUCCAAAGGAAUGAUUGCCAUCCCUAACUUUCAAGAGGAGGAUGAAGGCUCUUAUGAGUGCAUUGCUGGAAACCUGAGAGGAAGGAAUAUUGCAAGAGGUCAAUUGUUUUUCUAUGCACUUCCAGAAUGGGAUAAAAAAAUACAAAAUACAGAUCUGUCUCUAUAUGAUUCUUUACUUUGGGAGUGUAGAGCCAGUGGAAGUCCAAUUCCUUCUUACACAUGGUUAAAAAAUGGUGAACCUAUUGUGCCAGAGGAUAGAAUUCAUAUAGAAAAUGGAUCACUCAUGAUAACUGUACUGAAUUUGUCAGACUCAGGUUUUUACCAAUGUGUUGCAGAAAACAAAUAUCAGACCAUUUAUACUAAUGCUGAAUUGAGAGUAAGAGCCUCAGCUCCUGAUUUCUCCAAAAAUCCCUUGCAAAAAAUCUCCAUUGUUCAAGUUGGUGGAAAUGUUACAAUUGAAUGUAAACCAAUGGCUUCUCCCAGAGCUAUGGUUUCUUGGAAAAAAGGCACAGAGAUCAUCAGACAAAGCAAAAGAUUCUUUAUCUUAGACGAUGGCAGUCUCAACAUAUAUAAUGUUUCCAAGUUGGAUGCAGGAACAUAUACUUGCAUUGCCAAAAACCAGUUUGGCAUUGCCAAGGCUUCAGGCAACCUGGUCAUAAAAGAGAGGACAAUAAUUACUGUUCCACCACCUCAAAUGGAUGUUACUGUUGGUGAGAGUAUAGUACUUCCUUGUCAAGUGUUCCAUGAUCCUUCUGUUGAGGUUGUAUUCACAUGGUCUUUUAAUGGACAAGUUAUUGACUUCCAAAGAGGAGUGGCUCAUUUUGAAAGGAUUGGAGGAGAAUCUGUUGGGGAUUUGAUGAUAAGAGAGAUUCAAUUGAAUCACUCUGGAAAAUAUGUAUGCAUGGUACAAACAAUUCUAGACAGCCUAUCUGCUGUGGCAGAUAUCAUUGUUAGAGGUCCCCCAGGUCCACCAAAUAAUUUGAGAAUAGAGAACAUUUCAAGUACCACUUCUCAACUAUGCUGGGGACCAGGCGUUGAUAAUAAUAGUCCUAUUCAAAUCUAUACUAUUCAGACCCGGACACCUUUUUCUGUAGGCUGGCUUGCUGUUUCCACAAUUCCAGAAAUUCUUAGUGGGAAGAUGCACACUGCAACGGUGGUGGGUUUGAACCCAUGGGUGGAAUAUGAAUUCCGUGUGGUUGCUGGAAAUAGCAUUGGAAUUGGGGAACCAAGUAAGCCAUCCAAAUUGUUAAGAACCAAAGCAGCAGUCCCUAUAGUGGCACCAACAAACAUCAGUGGAGGUGGAGGAAGUCGAUCUGAACUCGUCAUUACUUGGGAGUCAAUCCCAGAAGAACUUCAGAAUGGAGAAGGAUUUGGAUACAUCAUCAUGUUUCGGCCAGUUGGCUCACUUAUGUGGACUAAAGCAUCAGUGGCUUCUGUGGAAACCUCAAAGUAUGUAUACAGGAAUGAAAGUCUUACACCUCUCUCCCCAUUUGAAGUAAAAGUGGGUGUAUAUAAUAAUGAAGGUGAAGGGACACUGAGUCCAGCAACGAUUGUCUACACAGGUGAAGAUGAGCCCCAACUGGCCCCAACUGGAGCUUCUGUACAGAGUUAUUCAUCCUCUGAAGUGGACAUUACCUGGAAUGCCAUUGCUUGGAACAGAAGCACAGGACGGGUCCUAGGUUAUGAGGUCUUAUACUGGACAGAGGACUCAAAGGAAACCAGUGCUGGUAAAAUCAGGGUCAGAGGAAAUGUAACAACAAAAAUCAUCACUGGGCUAAAAGCUAAUACAAUAUACUUUGCAACAGUGAGAGCCUAUAAUACUGCAGGAUCUGGGCCUUCAAGUGCUCCAGUCAAUAUCACUACUAAAAAAUCUCCUCCAAGCCAAGCACCAUCCAACAUAGCCUGGAAGCUGACAAACUCAAAAUUAUGUCUGAAUUGGGAACAUGUAAAAACCAUGGAAAAUGAGUCUGAUGUGUUGGGCUACAAAAUUUUAUACAGACAAGAUAGACAAAGUAAAACACACAUUUUGGAAACAAAUAACACAUCUGCUGAGCUUCUUGUUCCCUUUGAAGAAGAUUACAUAAUUGAAAUAAGAACAGUCAGUGAUGGUGGAGAUGGUAGCAGCAGUGAAAAAAUUAGGAUCCCUAAAAUGUCAAGCUUAAGUUCUGGAGGAAUGAAUGUUGCAGAACCUAGAGUCAAUUUCCUGUCAGCUGUCAUUGUGAUUGUGGAUUGUUUUACAGCUAUGUCACUUCAGUGAUAAAUGAAACCAUGAACCAUCUUGGACUUCUGAAAGCAGGUUGUUCCAUAUAUACAAUCGGCUACACUUCAGCUGUCACAGUAAACAUUUUUGAUAAAGACUUCCUUGGAAUGAAAUGAACUGGACGUUGUUCAUACCGUGUAAAUAUCUCUGAGGCACUGAUAUAGUGAUUUCAAGCAAUUUUGAAUGAGGAAAGACCUAAGUGAAUGCCGGCUUUUUAAUGGUGCUGAAAAUGUGGUGUGGAAUUAUAACUAUCUUACUUUAAAAUUAGUCAUUGAGAGUGCUUAGAAAGGUCCACAAAUAGUUCGGGCCUAUCCUAAUUGGGAUGGUGGUCCCAAAUAAAUAUGAAAUAGGCUUGCUUGUAAAAACAAUAACUGAGAUGUGGAUUUUUCUUUUCCCCACAGCUUUUACUUCAAUAUGAAAUUCUUACUGUGCUUCAAAAGGAAAUAAAGGUUAUUUGUUUAUGA
Messenger RNA from Monodelphis domestica (gray short-tailed opossum), 4068 nucleotides. Its product is annotated as contactin-6. Gene Ontology annotation, biological process: brain development; axon guidance; cell-cell adhesion. Gene Ontology annotation, molecular function: cell-cell adhesion mediator activity. The record is from RefSeq and is a predicted model, not a curated record. Gene Ontology annotation, cellular component: axon; plasma membrane. Lineage: Eukaryota; Metazoa; Chordata; Mammalia; Didelphimorphia; Didelphidae.